AUGUCAUCCUUCACAAACUUCUUGUUUAAGCCCUUACUAAAUGUUAUUCACAAUGAUUUCCAUGAUGUCUUUAAGUCGAUGACUCUGAUCGACAAAUUUAUCUUCUUGAUUGUUCAUUCUGUGGACAAACUCGGAAAAUGGCACCGGCUACCGGUUAUCGUGGGGCUAAUUUACCUAGUUCUCCGCCGGCGCCUCCACCAGAACUACAAUUUGUUUAAUGUCGGUAAAAAGCCGGUGGAGCUCCGGUCUGACGGGCCGGCCCGUUUUCGUGAUGAUGGGAAAGUUAGCGACCAUGUGGCUGCAAGUUUAUCCGGUUCCUUUUUCGGACGAAACAUACUUCCUUUUCCUCAAUCACACAAGGUGAUGAGGCCAGAUCCUAUGGUGGUGGCCACAAAGUUAUUGGCUCGUAGAAAACUAAUCGACACGGGAAAACAGUUUAACGUGAUAGCUGCGUCAUGGAUACAAUUUAUGAUACACGAUUGGGUCGAUCAUAUCGAGAGUACUACUCAGGUUGAACUCCGGGCACCGGAAGAAGUAGCGAGCCAAUGCCCUCUAAAGUCAUUCAAAUUCUACAAGUCCAAUGAGAUUCAAAUCAAAAAUGGGGACAACGGGAUCAAGUCCGGGUUUUUGAACCGCCGAACACCUUGGUGGUAA
Striga hermonthica is the source of this 654-nucleotide messenger RNA. The record is from the annotation of a GenBank genome assembly. Lineage: Eukaryota; Viridiplantae; Streptophyta; Magnoliopsida; Lamiales; Orobanchaceae.